AUGUCUUCUCGAUUCUUUCACGGCGGAGACAGCGAUAGCGAGUCCAGCUCAUCCGACGAAGAAGAACUCUAUGGUGAACGUGAAGAAGAGUCUGAAGAAGAAUCGUCGGAAGAGGAUGAAGAAGAGGAGGACUCCGACGAAGACUCCUCUGAAGAUGGAGAUCAUGGUGUUGGCGCUAGUCGUUUCUUGAAGCCUUCGGGCGGAGGUGCCGAUGACAGUGACGAUAGCGAUGACGAAGAUCGAGAACGAGUGGUCAAGAGUGCAAAAGACAAACGCUUCGAGGAAUUGGAAGGCACGGUCAAGUUGAUUGAAAAUGCCCAAAAGAUUAACGACUGGGCUGUCAUCUCCACAGAAUUCGACAAGAUGAACCGUCAAGUCGUCAAGGUUCUUCAACAAGGCACAGCGCCCAAAGUCUACAUCAAGAUGAUUGCCGACCUCGAAGACUUGAUCAACGAAACCAGCGAGAAACAAAAGACCGGCGGCAAGAAGAUGAACCCGAUCAAUGCCAAAGGCUUUAAUGCUAUGAAGCAGAAGAUCCGGAAGAAUAACAAGGACUAUACCACCGAGGUCGACAAGUAUCGAGAAAACAAAGAUGACUACAUGGAGUCAGAUGAGGAUGACGGGCCACAAGAAGUUGAACAGAAAGUGCGGAGAAGCAGAGUGCAGCGCCUUGAUGAUUUAGAGGCAGCGAUUGACGAAGAAGGCUUUGCGACGGUAGGACGAGGCGGCAAAACACUCGUCUACACCCCUGAGAGUAUCCUCAAGCAUCUCCGAUCGAUCAUUGAGUCCCGUGGCAAGAAGAACACCGAUCGAACAGAACAAAUUCGAAUCAUGGAGCGACUAUUAGAAGUGGCCAAUACUCCCUAUCAACGGAUCCGUGUCCUGUUGACCCUAAUUUCCACCAGAUUCGACGUCACGACCACAUCUGUUCAGAACUACAUGUCUCAGGAGUCAUGGCGUGCUGCUGAGCGGGAGUUCGCAUCCCUUCUGGAGACACUGGAGGAGGAGCCUACCUACAUUGUCACAGAGGGCGCGGACGAAUGGGAAGAUGACGAGAAAUCACCCACUCCUGGCCCCAAUGAGACGUUUAAAAUCCCUGGCAGUGUGGUCUCCCUCGCGGAACGUCUCGACGACGAAUUGACACGCUCUCUUCAACAAACAGAUCCCCACACCGCAGAAUACAUCGAAAGACUAGGAGAUGAACAACUUCUGUACACCGACAUAGUUAGGACACUCAUCUACAUUGAGAACAUCAACAAGAAACUCGAGAAAUCGGAAACUCGACAAGAUAACAUCAACCGAACGACGAUCAGACGGCUGGAACAUAUCUACUUCAAGCCCACACAGGUCGUCAAAAUCCUUGAAGAAAAGACCUGGACCGCUCUCCCAUCCAACCUGAAUUCCGAACUCACGCCUCGAGGUCAGUAUCCGGAGGUUGCAUCCCUUGUGCAAAAACUUUGCAAUCACCUUUUCGAGCUUAGUGAAGGGAUCAUCAGAGCUCGUGCUAUGCUUUGCCAGAUCUACUUCCUCGCCCUUCAAGAUGAUUAUUACAGGGCUCGAGACUUGGCACUGAUGAGUCAUUUGACUGAGAACAUUUCCUCAUUCGACGUCAGCACUCAAAUCCUCUUCAAUCGAACACUGGUUCAGAUCGGCUUGUGCGCAUUCAGAGCUGGUCUCUGCUAUGAAGCUCAAGGUGUACUCCAAGAAAUCUGUGGCUCGGGCCGCCAGAAGGAACUUCUCGCCCAAGGCGUGAUCCUCCAAAGAUACGCGACGGUGACUCCCGAACAAGAGCGACUCGAACGUCAACGACAACUACCUUUCCACAUGCACAUCAACCUCGAGCUCCUGGAAUGCGUCUAUCUCACCUGCAGCAUGCUUCUGGAAAUCCCAUUACUGGCACAGACCGGCUCAUCCCCGGACAUCCGCAAGCGGGUCAUCUCUAAGACCUUCCGCCGCAUGCUUGAGUACACGGAGCGACAGGUCUUUCAAGGACCUCCAGAGAACACACGUGACCACGUCAUGCAAGCAGCCAAAGCUCUCGCACAGGGCGACUGGAAGAAAUGCCAGGAUCUGAUCAGCAAGAUCGGCAUCUGGGACCUCCUGGGCAACGACAAAGACAAAGUCAAGGAGAUGCUCUCGGCACAAAUCCAAGAAGAAGGCCUACGCACAUACCUCUUCACAUACGCGCCCUACUACGACACGCUCUCGGUGACGACGCUAUCAGGCAUGUUCGAGCUGGACGCCAAGAAAAUCGCCGCCGUGGUCUCCAAGAUGAUCUCGCACGAAGAGCUCGCCGCGGCGCUCGACCAAGUCAACGACGCCAUCGUGUUCCGCAAGGGCGUCGAGCUGUCGCGCCUGCAGAGCCAGGCCAUCACCGUGUCCGAGAAGGCCAUGGGCAUCCUCGAGUCCAACGAGAAGGUCCUCGAGACCCGCACCGCCGGCAUGGCCAACGCUUUCCAACGCGACCAGGGCAAUCGGGGCGGUCGCGGUGGACGCGGUGGUCGUGGUGGCGGUGGCGCAGGCGGUCUCCCUCGCGGCGGUGGCGGCGGUGGACGCAGACCUGGGAAUCAGCAGUUCAGUGGUGGUGCGCUCGGCAAUGCCAUCAAGGCUUGA
Messenger RNA from Exophiala bonariae, 2613 nucleotides. RefSeq names its product Translation initiation factor 3 subunit c (gene NIP1). The transcript has 2 exons. The record is from RefSeq and is a predicted model, not a curated record. Gene Ontology annotation, cellular component: eukaryotic translation initiation factor 3 complex. Bases 1 to 2613 code for a protein of 870 amino acids. Gene Ontology annotation, biological process: translational initiation. Gene Ontology annotation, molecular function: translation initiation factor binding; translation initiation factor activity; RNA binding. NCBI's taxonomy places the organism in Eukaryota, Fungi, Ascomycota, Eurotiomycetes, Chaetothyriales, Herpotrichiellaceae.